Messenger RNA from Exaiptasia diaphana, 1125 nucleotides. RefSeq names its product fibroleukin-like. The transcript has 6 exons. Bases 118 to 1125 code for a protein of 335 amino acids. NCBI's taxonomy places the organism in Eukaryota, Metazoa, Cnidaria, Anthozoa, Actiniaria, Aiptasiidae. The record is from RefSeq and is a predicted model, not a curated record.
UUCUAAACUAUAUUGGCAUCGUUGUUUUUUUUUUACUAGAACUAUUACAAAGCACAAGAAAACGCUUUUAUUGGGAGUAUAAGGAAUACAUUUUACAUCAAAACAAUUCAGUGCGAAAUGAAAGGGGAGAAUUUCGURAUCGUAGGAUGUURCAUSUUGGUGUUUAUAAAUGCUGUAAAAGGCGGAAUUGGCUGCAGGAAUCUUAUCUUUCUACCAUGCAUACAAGACAAGACUUUGAGACGUGACGCAAUCUCGCGCCUAGACAUACCAGCAAAUGACCAAGGAAUAGACGAAUGCCAGACCAGAUGCUUUUUUGAAAAGAAAUGUGUUUCAUACAACUUGCUUCCGGUGGAUGGUCAGCGGAGAGCAUGUGAGUUGAUUGACGUGGAUCACCUGUCUUUCCCAGAUGACGUCAUUCCUCACCAGGGCUCGGAAUACUGUCCACUUGAGAAUCCAUGCUCAUCCAAUCCUUGUGACGCUGGUAAAGUGUGUGAACCUGACUUCAGCAGGGACUCAUUCAUAUGCCUGAAUCAUGUUGCCAACUGUGCUCAAGUCUUGCAGAACGGCCAUAGCAAAAGUGGAGUAUACACUGUACGACCGGAUGCUGGACGUGCUUUUCAGGUAUACUGCGACCAAGAAACCAAUGGCGGUGGAUGGACGGURAUCCAGAGAAGACAAGAUGGCUCACAAGACUUUUAUCUGGGAUGGCAAAGCUAUAAGCUUGGUUUUGGUAGUCUURCAGGAGAAUUCUGGUUGGGUCUGGACAAYAUCUACCGACUGACCCGCAAUAUAAAGAACCGUCUUCGUGUUGAACUGGAAGACACGGUAUACUGCGACCAAGAAACCAAUGGCGGUGGAUGGACGGUAAUCCAGAGAAGACAAGAUGGCUCACAAGACUUUUAUCUGGGAUGGCAAAGCUAUAAGCUUGGUUUUGGUAGUCUUACAGGAGAAUUCUGGUUGGGUCUGGACAACAUCUACCGACUGACCCGAAAUAUAAAGAACCGUCUUCGUGUUGAACUGGAAGACACGGUUUAUGCUGAAUGCGACUAUUUUGCUGUCAGUAGUGAAGUUGAUAGAUAUACUUUGAGUCUUGGUUCAUUUUCUGGUAAGGCCACAUGCAGAUAA